Messenger RNA from Anopheles funestus (African malaria mosquito), 1082 nucleotides. RefSeq names its product 60S ribosomal protein L7 (gene RpL7). Gene Ontology annotation, biological process: maturation of LSU-rRNA from tricistronic rRNA transcript (SSU-rRNA, 5.8S rRNA, LSU-rRNA). Lineage: Eukaryota; Metazoa; Arthropoda; Insecta; Diptera; Culicidae. The record is from RefSeq and is a predicted model, not a curated record. The transcript has 4 exons. Gene Ontology annotation, cellular component: cytosolic large ribosomal subunit. The coding region runs from base 93 to 932 and encodes 279 amino acids. Gene Ontology annotation, molecular function: RNA binding; structural constituent of ribosome.
UCGCCCCAGAUUCGCCGCUGUCAAAUUUCACUGCUGCCAACUGAUGACAACUUCCUACUUUUUCGGUCUUUUCGACGUACAACGUGCUGAAGAUGGCUGAUAAGGCUAAGAGUGCCCCCGCGGCCGUGAAAAAGCCGGCAGAUGCCAAACCCGCUGCUAAGAAGGAAGUGAAACCGAAGGUUGCCGGCGAUGCCAAGAAAGCAACGAAGAAGCGGUUGCCCGUGGUACCGGAAUCGUGGCUGAAAAUCGGCAAGGGUAAGAAGGGACAGCGCCCGAAUGUGUUGCUGCAUCGUCGCAAGAUCCGUGCCAUGCGAUUGUUGCGUCGCAAGCAGAAUCUGCUCCGUGCGCUCAACUACGAGAAGACGUACUUGAAGACGGAGCGUGCUGUCGUGGAGCAGGCACGUAUUGCCAAGGCGAAGGGCAACAUCUACAUCCCGGCCGAGCCGAAGGUAGCAUUUGUCAUUCGUAUUCGUGGUAUCAACAAGGUUGCCCCGAAGGUGCGUAAGGUGCUGCAGCUGUUCCGUUUGCGUCAGAUCAACAAUGGUACGUUCAUCAAGCUGAACAAGGCCACUAAGAACAUGUUGCGCAUUGCGGAGCCCUACAUUACCUACGGCUAUCCGACACUGAAGUCCGUUCGUCAUCUUAUCUACAAGCGUGGCUUCGUUAAGCACCGACAUAGUCGCAUUCCGAUCACCGACAACUUCGUGAUCGAGCGUAAGCUCCGUGGACACCGCCUGCAGUGUGUGGAGGAUAUGGUUUAUCACAUCUAUACCGGUGGUGCAUCCUUCAAGAAGGUGAGCAACUUCCUGUGGCCGUUUAAGCUGAACACACCGACCGGCGGCUGGCGCAAGAAGAACAACCACUUCGUCGAGGGUGGUGAUUUUGGUAAUCGCGAGGACAAGAUCAACGAACUGAUCCAGCGAAUGGUUUAAGUUUCGGAAACAACCGCGUCUUCUGCCUGGCGGAGAACAGCUACUGCCCCGAAAUGAAAGCAGAAUUGUGGCAAGUUUUUUUUCUGUGUGUGCUGAUAAGUGGAAUAAACGUGAAGAGAAAAGCCUGAACCAUAAAGGUGAAAAAUCUAA